Desarmillaria tabescens is the source of this 1203-nucleotide messenger RNA. RefSeq lists its product as uncharacterized. Bases 1 to 1203 code for a protein of 400 amino acids. Lineage: Eukaryota; Fungi; Basidiomycota; Agaricomycetes; Agaricales; Physalacriaceae. The transcript is spliced from 3 exons. The record is from RefSeq and is a predicted model, not a curated record.
AUGCCCACUUCUACGCUCACUGAUUUUGUAUCUACUCAUGCCGUCCUGCUCAAGGUCACUCUUGGCUGCCUGGCCGGGCCUCUUCUAGUCCUUCUAUCACUUGCGUUAUGGUACAUGACCCGAACAUCUAUCUCACGAGGGCGUACUGUCUCUGACAUUGAGGUGAAUGUCAAAGAAUCAACAUCUUGCGCAUCCGACAUCUUUCCGACACCCACCGACUCCUUAAAAUCGUACCCUUCAUUGUAUUUCGGUCCUGCCGCGGAUGAAAUCGUCUGUCCUUACCCGCGACCGCGCUCGAAUUUCUCGUCUUCACAAGCCGGCACUUCAGAAUCAUACAGCCCAACGGACAAUCUUGCUCGACCGCCGCCUGCCCCUCCGCUCUAUGCCGAUGUCAUUGUUCCGUACAAUCACCAAGUCGCUCUUUGCGGCGGGUCGAACUCUGUGGCGUACGGGUAUCGACAACCGGAUUGUGUGGAUUAUGCCCGUCCUCGAGCAAGACGGAACGCACGGCCUGCAACGACCAUCCCACCGCUUCUCAUCGUCAAGAAAGGAUCAAAUACGGGUCUUUCUUCGCGUCGCGCCAGCAAACCCGAUGGGAUGUCAGCAUUGUCGCCAUCUGUCAAGCGAAAAGAAACGACCGCACAACCAAGCACUCUUAACUCAGAAAUCCCCAGUUCCAUUCUUCCCUUCGUUGACAAGGACCUUCCUCCGGUUCCAUUACUUUUUGUGGAUGAACAAUCUGCUCUGCCUUCUGUCAGCAUUACAGAAUUGUCGUCCCGUUCUGAUGUGCAAAAGCAAGAGUCUACGUGUCGUCCUCUUUCGGGAGUGCCGAAAUUCCGGUCUAUAAUUCCUUUCGUCGACGAGGAGAAUCUUUUGUCACAUCCUCUACUUUCUGUUGGCGCUAACACCGCCAGGACAAGACAUCUGAGUAUGGAGAUCGUCAGAUCGUCAUUACGAACUGCAGGAAAGGAAAAUACGCCCCCUCUGAAUAUCGUAAUAUCGAAGCGAACAUCCACGCCACCUCUUUCUGUAACCAAGAAGAAGAAGAAUCCUGCGACUGGAACGAUGACCUUGUGCGAUGUUACCAAUACGAAGAAGAGCUGGGAGGUGUUUAGGGCUCGUGGUGCUAUACGGAAGGAACUUGGUCUCCCUUGUCUUAUUAGGAAUGACGGCGAAGAGAUCCUGGGUACGAUUUUGGAAUGA